AUGUCACAGAGGUGUUGGGAACUUUCCUCAUGGAUUUUUGAAUAUCAACUGGAUUCCCAGCCCUUGAGUCCAUGUGAGCUGAAGAGAGAGAAUGCCAUAGCUCAAGGAGAAGACUACAUCCCUCAGUGCCUGGAUGAUGGAAGAUACAGGAAUGUGCAAUGCUCCAAAGAUGGAAACAUCUGCUGGUGUGUGGAUGCAAAAGGCCACGAGAUUGCCAGCAGCAAACAAAGCAGUUCAACUGUUUCCUGUUUCUCUUCAUGUCAGCUCCACCGACAGCAGGUGUUCCAUGAUGUCGAUGUUAGCUACACCCCUCAGUGUUCAGAUACCGGCGAGUACGAGGAAGUGCAGUGUGAUUCCUUCACUAAGGAGUGCUGGUGUGUGGAUGCAGAUGGAAUGGAGAUAUAUGGAACUCGACAAAAUGGAAAACCAGAACAUUGUCCUGGCAACUGUGAAGUAAGAAAUCGCCGCCUUCUUCAUGGCUUUGGAGAGAAGUCUCCCCCUCAGUGUAGCCCAGAUGGCACUUUUCUCCCAGUCCAAUGCAAAUUUAUCAACACAACUGACAUGAUGGUCUUUGACUUGCUUCAUACAUUUAGCAGGUUUCCAAGUCUAUUCCAAACAUUCAGUAACUUCCGCAGGGCGUUUCCUGAAGUUUCCACUUACUGUUUUUGUGUAGAUAGCCAAGGGAGAGAGCUUGCAGGUACAGGUCUUGAGUUACUGCUAGAUGAGGUUUAUGACACCGUAUUUUCGGGAUUUGAUUUGGGUCACUCUUUCACGGAGUCCAACAUGUACCGCAUUCUUCAAAGACGUUUUCUUGGAGUACACCUGGCUAUGAGUGGGAGAUUCCGAUGCCCAACUAAGUGUGAAGUCGAACGAUCCAUAGAAGCACGAGCAAACAAUACUUUUUGGCCUACCUGUAAUGAAGAUGGAAGCUAUAAACCCACGAAGUGCUACGGAACAAAUUUGUGCUGGUGUGUCGACCACAAUGGAAAAGAGAUUGUUGGCUCAAGGCAGAAUGGAGAACCCUUUUGCUCUUUAGGGAAUACUGACUGCCUGACUGAGAGAAGACAGGCACUUUCCCAAGUGUUUUUUGGGCCAGUUGGUUUCUUCAGCCAAAACAACAUAUUGUCCACCCCUGGUGUUACACAAGAAAACCCAUUCAAGCUCUACAGUUUUUGCAACCCUGAGUUAAGCGAGCUUGUUCUGAAAUCAGGACUCUUGGAUGCUCUUUCUGAAUUUAACAAACCCACUAUGAAACAUGUGUUAUCUGAGGUCAUUCGAGGUCUAUUCCCAUCUACAAAACUGGCUCUCAAAGCCCUACAACUGACCACCAAUCCAAAGAGACUUCAAGAGAAUCUCUUUGGGGGAAAAUUUUUGAAAAAUAUUGGCCAGUUCAACUUCAGUGGGGCAGUAGGUUCCAGGGGAACGUUCAACUUUGACAGUAUUUUCAAACAGGUUGGCGUGACAGCAGACAGCACAACCUUUGAUCAGGUGGCCAAACUCAUCUCCUCAGAUGUCAAGCCAAACACUUUACAUCUUGAACAGCAAGUUAGAGAUGAGUUCGGAAAGGAUGUAAACUUGCUGACAAAUCAGAACUUAAUCAAUAUUAUUGGGUCUGUUUUGGAGAAUGAGCAGUUUUUUAUAACUUUACGCCAACUCCUGUUUUCCUUCAAGGCAGGAGAGGAGGACCAAUUAGAUAUUUUUUUCCAGCUGCUUUUCCAGAAUUUUGACACCAAUGCAUGUGAUAAAAAGGAACCUCUGUUUGUUCCUCGUUGUAGUCAGGAUGGACUUUACGAGCAGAUUCAGUGCAUGGGAAUGGAAUGUUGGUGUGUAGAUUCACAAGGAAAGGAGAUUCCUAUGUCUCGUACUCAGAGAAAGAAGCCUCACUGCCCAUCCGCAUGUGAGAAGGAACGUGAAAAGGCCAAGUUGUCGCUGGCUAGCCAAGCAGCAGGCUCUGAAAUAUUCAUUCCAAAAUGUGAAGCUGAUGGAAGCUUUAAAUCCUUUCAGUGUUUUGGGAAGAACUGCUUCUGUGUGGAUAGAGAAGGAAUGAGAUUGACUAGAGCAACAUCGAGAAAGACAUCAAAGUGUCCUUCAGCCUGCCAGAGAGAAGCUGCUCAGCACUUUUUAAGAAAUGCAAAACUUUUAUUAUCGAGGCCCUCUUCCUUGUCCCAAAUCUCUGAUGUCUACAUCCCACAGUGUAAUGCUGAUGGAAGCUGGCGAGAAGUGCAAUGUAAUGGGCCUCCUGAACAAGCUUUUGACUUCUACAACAAGUGGGUUAGGGAAAAUAAUGGAAGCAAAGAGCUCCUGGUAAUGAAUGUCAUUGAGACGAUUAAGAGAUAUCUGAUGGUACCUGACAUUUUUACCAGCUUUAAAGCUUUUGUCAGAGAACUGUACACCACCGGCACAUACAAAGUUUUCUCAGUUUUUUCCGACUAUGCAACCUUUAAUAAUGUGCCAUCUGAUUUCUUUAAUGGUACCAAUGAUGCCCUUUCAAACAACUCUGUGUUCCUGAAUCCCUAUUCCUUCUGGAGUCUGUUGACUGGGAAUUUCACAUCCUAUCCCGGGGAGUACUCUGAUUUUAGUGUGCCUUUGAGCCACUUUCCACUCCGCCAGUGUUGGUGUGUUAGUAAAAAUGGGAAAAUGAAAACUGGAACAAAAACUCCAGCUGACGGGAUUCCAAAAUGUCCUGGACCAUGUUCUGAAGCUAGUCAGCAGGUGGCAGUGUUUCUCCAGCAAGCAGAAGAGAUCAUGCGUGUGUCUAGCACAUCUAAUGUGCCAUUUAGCUAUGGGUUUCUAUUGGCCAGUGGGCUUCAGUUCACUUCAGAUGAAAUUAUAGAUCGUGUUGGCACCCUCACAUCAGUAAUAAGCCUGUCUGAGCGGCUACUCAGUGACAGGGACUAUGCUUUUCAACUUGCUGCAUACACAACUUUUACUUUCUACAGAAAGAUGUCUUAUCAAGGUGAUGCCCUAACAUACCAGCCCUACAUGCCCCAGUGUGAUGGCCUUGGCUACUGGGAGCCGAUGCAGUGUCAUGAGAGCACAGGUCACUGUUGGUGUGUUGAUGAAGAAGGAAGUUAUAUCCCGGGUACAUUGGUGAACCACCCUGUGAAUGUGACAUUUUGUCCUAGUUGGUGUAGUUUAUUAAAGAAGCAAUCACUUAACAUGGAGGUGGGGACGGGCUUCAUUCCUGAGUGCCAGGACAGCGAUGGCAGCUUCUCUACAGUCCAGUGUGAAAAAGACAGGCAAACCUGCUGGUGCGUCUUUCAGAAUGGGGAGGAGGUGCCAGACACAAGGACUCAAGGACGUGAACCUUCUUGCAAGAGACCAUUGUGCUCUCUACCAUUUAAUGAAUCUGGUCUCCAUAAUGGAAUUGUACUUUGCGAAGAGAAUGACCAGGAGAAGCAGGAGUGUCACCUGGCUUGUCGACAAGGAUAUCAUAAUGUACUUAGUGAAGAUACUUAUCAGUGCAAUGUUACAUCUCGCUCUUGGGUUUUGAAAAUGCCACAUCCUUAUGCCUGUCAGAGACAGCAAAUGAGGCAGACUUUUCAUGUUAGUGCCAAUGUGCAGGUGCAGCUUCCUAAAGAGAAGACAUGCAACACAGAGAUUUCCACUUUAAAGUUUUCUCUGCUUGAUCACAUGCAUGCAAAUGGCUUCUGUCACCUCCAGAUCAACAGCUUUGGCCGACACGAAACUAUCUCAAUUUGUGAUAACUCAACAGUGACUUUAGAGUGCAGUGGAGCAGAUCAAUUAGCAAUGAUGAUAACUUGGAGGGCUCAACGCAGGAAUAUUCCCAUCAACUUUUUGCCUGACUUACAUGACAUUGAGAAUGUCUUCAACAGUGGAAACCUGGCUGAGCGUUUGGUCACAUUUCUUAAAAAUAAUGCUCACCUACUUUUCCUUGGUUCUGAGUCAAUCCUGGUUGAUGUCACUGUCAGUAACACCUCUGCAGUCCAGCUGGGAUGUUUACCAGGAUACAAAAUGAUCUUGGGCGUUAAAGGAUGUGCAAUAUGCCCAGCAGGAACCUUUUUCAGUGGAGAUGCCUGCCUCACUUGCCCACUUGGCUCCUAUCAGGAUAAGGAAGGACACGUUUCCUGUAACAAAUGCACGGCAGGAAGAAUAACUGUCUUCACUGGCUCCUUCAAAGCCACACAUUGUGUAACUAGUUGUCUUGCCAACAAUUUAGGCCUUCAGUGCAAUGAUAAAGGAGAAUACAAAGCAAGUCAAAAAGACAUCAACUCUCAAAAAUGGUUCUGUGUCCAAGAUAAUGGAGAAAAGCUGGAGUGGACUGAAAGUAUAAUGGCUUACACAGAGACUCAGUGCCAAGAGUUACGGAAGUUUGAAGACCUUUCUCCAAGGCAGUGGACUUUGAAUGCAGAGGACUCUUCAAUUCUGUUCUCCAAAUCCUCUAAUGAUAAUAUCAGGUUUCUUCUUCCCCAGUGCAUCUCAGAAUGUACACAUAAUUAUUCCUGUGGUUAUGUUGCUGUAUUCAGUGAUGGACCCACAGCGAUAUGUGACCUGUAUGUCAGCGAUGGAAAUAAUGUCAAGUGCACAGCCACUGAAAAGGGGAAUGGCUUUCUGGGAAAUGCAGGGGUGGAAAGUUACCAAAGCCUGAGUUGCACAGUCAAGGUGAAGAGCAAAAUGAGAGAAGAUCUUGCAGUUUAUAGGAAAAAAGGUCAUGAAUUCACCACAGGAACCCAGAAAAUAUUUCAGCGAACAAAUUUUAGGAAGGCAGCCUCAGGGGUAUACCAGGUGGUCGCCUUUGUUGUGGAGCUGUCUGCUUUGUCUGAUGUACACCACUUCUGUCAAGCAGCAUGCACCGAGGACACCUGUUGUGAUGGAUUCAUUCUGAAUCAGAAUGUUCUGAAUGGAGCUACAAUCAUGUGUGGGCUGCUUAGUUACCCAGAGGCCCUACUCUGCAGUGAUCAAGACUUCAACCAGAGUGCUGGAAGUAAUUUGUGUGGAAGAGAAAUAAAGUAUAAUAAAGAGAAAAAAGAAUUUGUGUUCAGCUUGGGAGAACAGAACUUCACUAUUACUGAUGCACUUUUACCAGCAGCAAGCAAGAAUGAUACAAAUUACCAGGCAAAUCUAAUCAGCUUCCAAAGAGUUUAUAUGUGGAAAGAUUCCAACAUGAAUGUGCGAUCUUCAACUGCAGCGAACUGCAUGAAUAUCAUGCUUCAAAAUAGGGAGACCCUGAAAAUACCAGAAAAUGUGAGAGAGGCUUUCAUAACGACAGACAGUAGUAUAUUUCAUGUGGACCCACAGCUAAAAGUUUCAAGCCAGGAAUUCUGGAUUUUUAAACAUGAAUAUUCGUCUCCAGAGUUGGCACAGCUUUGGUGUCUUACACGCUGUGAAGAAGAAGACUUCUGUAAACUAGUAGAUCUUCAAGACAGUGACCCUUCCUAUUUCACUUGUACUUUGUAUCCGGACACUCAGGUCUGUGGUUCAUACAGUAAAUCCUCCCGGGAGUCCUGCAGGCCCGUACUUCCUUCCCAACCACAAACAACUUACAAGAAGAAAUUGAGUCUAAAGGGAAGUGUUAAAAACUUCUACAGCCGCCUACCUUUCAAAAAGCUAGUGGCAUACUCAGUACGACGUAGGAUCAAUCAGACUGGGAAGACUCUUUCUGAAGGGUUUUUUGAAUGUGAACGGCACUGUGAUGAAGAUUCCUGCUGUAAGGGAUUUGGGUUCAUUAAGGAUCUUCAGACUUCAGCAAAGGAAGUGCUCUGCCUGAUUCUGAACAGCAUUGGAGUUCAGACUUGCCCUGAAAGUGAGCAGUCCAGCUGGAGGGCUUUACCAUGUGAGGUUUCCAACAUAGAAUCUGAAAUUUAUCCAUUUGGUUGGUACCAAAAACCAGUAAAUCAGUGGAAUAACAUUGCAUCAAUGUGUCCUCCAUUUACUCUCCCUUCUCCAUCCAUUAAUGUUACUGGAUUCACUUGGAAGCGUCUGGAGACAUCUUCCAUUUUAAUUGACCCCAACCUCUCACACUUUGACAUUAUACACAUAAGUAAAGACCUUGUUGAUAACCUCACUACUGUUAAAGAAUGGUGCUUGUCAGCAUGCACAUCAUCCCCAUCUUGUGUGACUAUCUCCCUGGAUAUGAAGCAGCCCGCCUUCCAUUGUGUUCUGUACCCUCAGACACAAGUCUGUAUUCCAAACUCCCGUUUUCAGCUGGAGUGUAAAUCCCUGCUGAAGGAGCCUAGUGAAGAAGUCUACUACAGGACAGUGUUGGAUCCACCCCUGACAUCAGUUACCAUCACAUCUCAUGGCACACUAAUUGGACGGUCCAAGAUGGUACCAGUUGGCUCAAACUGGAAAACAGUCGGCCAGUUUUUAGGAAUCCCAUAUGCUGAGCCCCCUACAGGAGUGAAUAGGUUCACUGGUCCACAGCCUCCCAAAUGGAGAGGGAUAUGGAAUGCCUCAUUUAUUCGACCCAGUUGCUUACAGCCUGGUGACCAGAAGGACCAACUUCUCACUUCAGACGAAGACUGCCUGUACUUGAAUGUAUUUAUGCCCAGCAAUACUGUAAGAAAUUCUUCAGUCCUUGUUUUCUUUCACAAUCCUGCAAGAGAGCUGAAUGGAGGGGACAAUUUAAUAGAUGGCUCUUAUCUGGCAGCACUCGGCAACAUUAUUGUUGUAACUGCAAACUUCAGAAUUGGAGUGUUUGGAUUUCUUACUACAGCAUCCACACAGGCAAAUGGAAACUUUGGCCUCCAGGAUCAAAUUGGGGUCCUAAAAUGGGUUCAAAAGAACAUUGCCAGUUUUGGUGGUGAUCCUGGAUCAGUGACGCUGGCAUCGGAUCGAAGUGGAGCAGACAUUGCUGGAUUGCAUCUGACGUCAGUGAUGAGCACCAACCUCUUCCAAAGAGUUCUCCUAAUGGGUGGUUCUCCCUUCUCUCCAAAUGCUGUCAUCAGCCUAAAUCAAGCAGAAGAAAGGGCUGUCACUCUGGGGAAAGAAGUUGGCUGUUUCACUUCAUCCUCCAAGGAGCUUGUUUCCUGCCUAAAAGAUGUGGCAGCUGUUCAGCUGAAUGAAGCACAGACUAAACUGUUGGCAGUCAGCAGCCCAUUUCAAGCAUGGGGCCCAACUGUUGACGGAAUAAAUGUGCGAGAACCAUCAUCAGUGGCUUUCCAGAAUGGCCGCUUCCAGAAGGUUGACCUGAUGAUUGGCACUUCUUCAGAGGAUGGUCUUAUUAGCAGAGCAAAGAAAAUCAAGAAAUUUGAAGAGCUUCAAGGGAGAGUCAACAGUAAGACAGCAUUUUAUGCAGCAUUGACAAAUGCUCUGGGUGGAGAGAAUAACAACACUUUCGUCCAUGAGGCAGCAACAUGGUUUUACUCAAUGGCCCAUUCUGUGACACCUGCUGGCUACAGCCUCUUCUCACGGGCCUUAGAAAACGCCACACGGGACUACUUUAUUUUAUGUCCAACAAUACAAAUGGCAAAGUUUUGGGCAGAAAAAACCAGAGCUAAUGUUUUCAUGUAUCAUGUGCCAGAAAGUGUUUCUCAAACCAGCAUUGACAUCCCUGUGACACUGGACCUGCAGCUGGCAUUCGGCCUGCCACACAGUCCACAAACCAGGCACCUAUUUAAUGCAAUGGAAAGGCGACUCUCAUUACAGAUGAUGCUCUACACUUUAAAUUUUAUUAAAUCAGGGAAUCCGAACUAUCCAUACACUUUCAGUAAAAGGUCCUUUAGCAACUUCUUGCCCGCCUGGCCUGCAUUUGUGCCUCAUCCAAAUGGAGAUAACUUCAAAGUGCUUGAUGACUCCCUUAACAAUGGCAAAGGUCUGAGGAAAGCCGAGUGUUCCUUCUGGGCUGAUUACAUCCAAACCCUAACGACUUCUACUAGUAGGCUCUUCAAGACUGGACCAGAUGUGGAUGUUGAUGAUAUAAAUCCAAAUCCUUCUAGUAAUUUCCAGACUCCAAUCACAAAGAAGAAAGGUGAUUUGGAGAAGGAUGCUUACAACUAACUGUCGACUCUUUCUGUGUUGAUUCAUGUAUUCAUAGUAGAAAGUGAAGGGAUGGCAAUGUUCCUUAGGCCUUUCUUCAGCGAGCAUCUUGUCUGUUUUUGUUAAUUGUUGUCUUAUUCUCAUCAGUGUACAAUUAAUUAUGCAUCAAGAGCAGCCUGUCUGUAAGACAGUCAAUAAAAACCUGC
Erpetoichthys calabaricus (reedfish) is the source of this 8144-nucleotide messenger RNA. RefSeq names its product thyroglobulin (gene tg). The coding region runs from base 1 to 7959 and encodes 2652 amino acids. NCBI's taxonomy places the organism in Eukaryota, Metazoa, Chordata, Cladistia, Polypteriformes, Polypteridae. The transcript is spliced from 47 exons. Gene Ontology annotation, biological process: thyroid hormone generation. The record is from RefSeq and is a predicted model, not a curated record.